AACGUCAACGGUCGGACCGUCGGAUAGAUUCCCAAUUGGGCCCUGCCGCCCCGACGCAGGGGUAGCCAGCCCUCGCCGAUCGUUCGUUGCGUGCGUACCGACGAGCUGCCGGCCGCGUCGAUCUCUCGCCCGGAAUCCCUGUUGCGGAGGCGGGCCGGCGCGGAGGGAGAGCGAGUGGUCCCCUGCCGUCCUACGAAGGCUGCCUUGCGUCGGGGGUAAUUGCACAGUACUGAGUCUCCAUGGCCAUCGGAGCGGAGGUGCUAUUCUGGAACAUCAAAUUUUCUAAGUGAAGUCGCUAGCAAAGCACCAAACUGUCUGCUGCUAUUGUUUCCAUGGCAACCAACGAGAACCUCUCACCAAAUGUCAUCAGGCAAUUGGCUAAAGAACUGAAGAAUCUUGAUGAGUCACCUCUAGAAGGGAUUAAAGUUAUUGUUAAUGAUGAUGACUUCACCACUAUUUUCGCUGAUAUCGAUGGGCCUGCUGGGACUCCAUAUGAGAAUGGAGUAUUCCGGAUGAAACUAUUAUUAUCUCACGACUUCCCUCAAUCUCCUCCAAAAGGUUUCUUCUUGACAAAAAUUUUCCAUCCAAAUAUUGCAACUAGUGGUGAGAUUUGUGUGAAUACAUUGAAGAAGGAUUGGAAUCCUAGUCUUGGAUUAAGACAUGUUCUCCUGGUAGUGAGAUGCCUUCUGAUUGAACCAUUUCCUGAAUCUGCCCUUAACGAACAAGCUGGAAAGAUGCUACUUGAGAACUAUGAGCAGUACGCACGGCAUGCAAGGCUAUACACUGGCAUCCAUGCGCUUAAACCCAAGAAUAAGUCCAAGAGUGGAGCUAUUUCUGAGUCAACCACAGAUCUAAAUGUUGAUCAGUCUAAUACUGUUCUCAUUGAGAACAUACCUUUGGCAUCAGCAGCAUUAUCUACCACCACUGCGACCAAAGCAUUAGGCACAAACUCGCAGGAUCAGAAUGCUGCUCCGUCUGAUUCUGUUUUAGGAGCAUCCGCUGUACUAAAAAAGGAUGGGCCACAUGUUGCCAAAGUUCCAGUUGAUAAGAAGAAGAUGGAUGCUAGGAAGAAGAGCUUGAAGAGAUUAUAAUCAAAUAAUCUUCUGGGAAGACGGGGGUGGUUAGUGGUACAUAAUAUUACGAUUUCUUCAUAAGUGCUAGAUUCAGCAGAUGCGUCGUGGAACUGAAAAAGGAUAACGCGAGAGGCAGCAUCUCAUGGGCUGGUGUUCAAUAGAAGGAUGCUUGUGUUCGGCCCAAAAGGGAAGAAUGUGGAGUGGGUCUGUCCUCUGUACUCUGUUAGAACAAACUAUCUGUGCAAUGACGAUUAUUUGGAAGAAUACUUGCCUUUACUGUUGA
Molecule: messenger RNA, 1356 nt
Organism: Phragmites australis (common reed)
Lineage: Eukaryota; Viridiplantae; Streptophyta; Magnoliopsida; Poales; Poaceae
Product: ubiquitin-conjugating enzyme E2 22-like
Exons: 7
Coding region: 333-1091 (252 amino acids)
Source: RefSeq, a predicted model, not a curated record